Messenger RNA from Exophiala viscosa, 1492 nucleotides. Its product is annotated as HotDog domain-containing protein. The record is from RefSeq and is a predicted model, not a curated record. The transcript has a single exon. The coding region runs from base 378 to 1043 and encodes 221 amino acids. NCBI's taxonomy places the organism in Eukaryota, Fungi, Ascomycota, Eurotiomycetes, Chaetothyriales, Herpotrichiellaceae.
GAACAGUCCGGCUGCCAGAACAAACCACUCAGAGUUUCCCUUUUGGUGUCGAGUCCACGUAUGCCACUGCAUCAUCCAUGCAUAUCAUGGCUUCUCCUCCAAAUCCAUCUUAGUCUUCUCAGGCUAAGAAGCUUGUUUGUCCGUCAAAGCACCCGCCACUUAUAAUCCUUGACUCCAGGUCGAGCGCCAAUUGACGUCUGAUAAAGAACUUUUGCCGAGGUACAGUCUGUUGUCUUGGUAUCUCCAACUGCGAUUCCAUAUCCACGGUUCAAAGAAAUGCGAGGGAGCAGUUCUACAACUUCAAACUACUGUGUUCUGCCUUGUUCCUUUGUGAGAUUGAAGAAAGAGUAGCAGGUAACAUUGUCCUACCAUUCACGAUGACACACGAAAUGGACUUCAUGUCCAGGUUCAUCACCUCCCACCGAGUCCCCGAAGAUGCCCGCAACCAUUUCGCGUCCAUCGAAUGGACGAACAAACACCUCUCGAAUCCUCUCUAUACAGCGAUCCCUACCUUCUCGCGCGAAUUGAAAGAAUCUGGCGAAGAUUACUUUUUCUCGCGAACCGUCAGCUCCCCCUCCACAAUCCCUCAUCUGGUCACUUUGCAGCUGAAAGAGUUCCCCGUCCCCAGAGAAAGUCCACGGGGAACAUUGAAGACCGGACAAAACCAUACAAAGGUCACAGAAGUACCAGAGAACCCAGAUUGUAUAAUGCUGUUGACACUGGGUCGACCCGGUCUCGACGGCCACCCUUCAGUAAUCCAUGGCGGAAUGGCCUGCGCCAUUCUCGAUGAAAUGAUGGGGCUCUGCAUAAUGUUGCACCACCAACAUAUAUCCGGACCACGAGAUUCCUUGUUUACCGCGAAUUUGAACGUCACCUACCGCGCCCCCGUACCUACACCUAACGAUGUCCUCGUCAGGUGCUGGCUGGUCGGAAGAGAAGGUCGAAAGUGGUUAUCGAGAGGUCAAAUUGUCGACAAAGACGGACUGGUCAUGACUGAAGCAGAGGGUUUAUGGGUGUUGACCAAGAGACAAGACAAAUUAUAAUGUAUCGAAGAUUCGUCCUCUGCCCACCAUGGAUGUCACUGACGAGACUUGAGCUCGGCACCGAUGUGUUGAAAGUAUGAAAUUAUGGGACUCUUGGGGAUCCACCAACAUGCAAGCGAAGCGGGAACCAGCCACCGACCAAGGACAAACCCUGGAAGUCAUUUCAGGCUAUACCGGAUGAGACGGAACAAAGAGUCAAUCUAACAUGUGUCAAGACGGCGAUAAGCAAUUGGUGAAUCCGAAAUACUACACUGCAGAAGUUCUGGGAUAGACCAGGCAUAGCAUACAUAUACAGAUAGGUAGACGCGUGGCACGCUGCCAGUGCUACAAUAGAACAUAGACAAGAAGCCCUUCGACCAUAAGGUCCCCUUGAACAACACCAUGGGUUUUGAGGCUUCAACCCUGGGGUAGCAACAAGACGGCAAGAUAAAUUUAAUCUAUGAGUACAU